Molecule: messenger RNA, 2145 nt
Organism: Saimiri boliviensis boliviensis (Bolivian squirrel monkey)
Lineage: Eukaryota; Metazoa; Chordata; Mammalia; Primates; Cebidae
Gene: PUDP
Product: pseudouridine 5'-phosphatase
Molecular function (GO): phosphatase activity
Source: RefSeq, a predicted model, not a curated record
GCGCGUGCGCGGGGCGGGCGACUGCGCGCGCACUUUUCCCUCGCCCCCACCCAGACCCAGAAGGCGGUACCAUGGCGGCUCCCCCGCCCGCACCCCCGCCAGAGCCCGUCACCCACCUCAUCUUUGACAUGGACGGACUUCUUUUGGAUACUGAACGGCUCUAUUCAGUGGUGUUUCAAGAAAUAUGUGAUCGCUAUGACAAGAAAUACAGCUGGGAUGUAAAGUCCCUGGUUAUGGGUAAGAAGGCAUUAGAGGCGGCACAGAUUAUAAUAGACGUCUUGCAGCUCCCGAUGUCUAAAGAGGAGCUGGUGGAAGAAAGCCAAACGAAGUUAAAGGAAGUGUUCCCCACGGCUGUGCUCAUGCCAGGGGCUGAGAAACUCAUCAUCCACCUGCGGAAACACGGCAUCCCCUUUGCCCUGGCCACCAGCUCAGGGUCUGCAUCAUUCGAGAUGAAGACAAGCCAGCACAAGGAGUUCUUCAGCUUGUUUUCUCACAUCGUGCUAGGAGACGACCCUGAAGUGCAGCGUGGCAAGCCAGACCCUGACAUCUUCCUAGCUUGUGCCAAGAGGUUCUCUCCCCGUCCUCCUAUGGAGAAGUGCCUUGUCUUUGAAGAUGCUCCCAAUGGGGUGGAGGCGGCCCUGGCAGCUGGGAUGCAGGUGGUCAUGGUUCCAGAUGGAAACUUGAGCCGAGACCUGACGACAAAGGCCACCGUGGUGCUGAAUUCCCUGCAGGACUUCCAGCCCGAGCUGUUUGGUUUGCCUCUCUAUGACUGAAAGAGAGGGCCUCGCUAUGCCACCCCCCAGCCCAGUCUCAUGGUCCACACUGCUGGGGAAAGGAAAAGGAAAUCAGCAACUCUCAAACAGCAACGUGCACAGUGAUUUUAGCCUCCCGAGAUUGGUGUUUCCAUCCUGCGUUGACUUCCCUUACUCUAGCGUGUUGAUAAAACGUGACUUGACAGUUGAGAGAAACACGGUAGAAACAGAAACAAAGCCCAGAACAAAGACGAAACUUGAAUUACCAUCUCAAAAAUCAGGAUAACGUACUAUGUGCUAAAGUGAAUGUACAUGUAUACAUCUGCCACAUGCACCUCUAUAUAUGCACAUGUAUAUCAGUAAGUUAAUAUGCAUGUAGGAAAUUACAUGUGUAUAUAUGUAGAUAUAUGCAUGCAUAUAUAUGUGAGAUACAUACUUUACCAAGACAAAAAUGGAACAUCAUUUCUCUUUUAUUCUAGUUUUUCUGAACACUGGGAAAUGUAAACUGUGUAUGCAUAUAAGUAUAUGCUUUAUAUAUUCAUAUGUAUGUACAUAUAUCUGUCAUCUGCAUCACUCUCCUCAGUGUUGAUGUCAGCAUACAGUGACAACUGAUAAAGCGAGAUGGUAGUUCUGCCUAGCUUCCAGUCUGAGUGGGAAAGCCCUGUUUUUGAUGAGCACUAAGAAGUACUUCUUGUUAGCUAACAUUUAAAUUCUUUUUGUGACCUCAGAAUGUCUCUGGAUCUUUCCUCAUUGACUGACUCUGAGCCACAUCAUCCAUAGUUUAUUGUUAGUAUGAACACAACUGUAGCAUUUACCUGGUAUCUACAUCCUUAUCUACAUUGGAGAAUGCUUUCUACCUCAGAGCAAACAUUUGCCUCCUUAAAGAACACUGAUGGCCUACACUUUUUGGAUAGAAAUAGAAGUUGAUUUCAGAAAGUAUGUUUGGUGAGUCUGAGUGCCCUGGGAGCACUUUUGGAAUAAUUUAUCAGACAUUGAACUUCUGUGAUUAAUUGCUUUUAUAGAGUUACACCGUCUUUAAAAUUUGUCUAUGAUUUGCCAGAGAAAAAUGGUGGUAGCUAUGGAAAUCAGGAGUGAAGGAGUACUGCUCCGUUGUGGCUCAGCCCUUCCCAGUGGCCCCUGCCCUUUGAUGUCCUUGAGAAGCUCUUCAAUUCGGGAAGUUGCACACAAACCAUAGGAAGGCAUGUAUGUGUGUGGUGGAGUGAUUGUCUGUGGAUGACAGGCCCUGGCUAUUGCAUCAAUUUAGCAAAUUUAUUUCCUCAUUCCCAAUGGCCUAUAUACAUGUGCACUUUGAAUGCUCCUCUUAAUCAGUUGUAUUGUCUUACUGUUUCCCUAAUAAAUUGAAUUAGUUAAAUAAAAUCUUUUAACACAUGUU